Messenger RNA from Andrographis paniculata, 1793 nucleotides. Its product is annotated as protein ALTERED SEED GERMINATION 2. The record is from RefSeq and is a predicted model, not a curated record. Gene Ontology annotation, molecular function: protein binding. Lineage: Eukaryota; Viridiplantae; Streptophyta; Magnoliopsida; Lamiales; Acanthaceae. The transcript has 5 exons. The coding region runs from base 207 to 1661 and encodes 484 amino acids. Gene Ontology annotation, cellular component: cytoplasm; Cul4-RING E3 ubiquitin ligase complex.
CUUAAUUAUCCCGCCCCGUCCCUUCUCGAUUUUACUGCCCGCCUGUAGAUUCAUUCAUUCGCUCUCAUUCUCACUACUGCCCCCUCCUCAUCCUCCAUCCGCCCCAGAUUCUCUCAUCAUCAUCUUCGUCUUCUUCUUCGUGUUGCUUGAAUUCCCACCUUUUCUGUGACUGUGAAGAACCCUCGCGGCUCUGCGAUCAAGGCGGUAUGGUUGGGGAUUUCAGGACUUUCGAUGAUCGCCUGCACCGUCAGUUUUUCAAGAGGGAGACUGGGGUUUCGUCUCCCAGGGUUUUCUCUCGCCGCCUCUCCGCUUCUCAGACCCUGAUCAAACAGAUUGAUUCGUAUGGGGAACUCUCUGGCCACCGUGGUUGUGUUAAUGCAAUCGAGUUUAAUUCUACUGGGGAGCUUCUUAUUUCCGGCUCUGAUGAUAAGCAAGUAAAGCUCUGGGACUGGGCAAGACAGAAACUUAAAUUAUCUUAUUCGUCGGGUCAUGUUGACAACAUAUUCCAGACCAGAUUCAUGCCAUUUACCGAUGAUCGCGUGAUAGUAACUUCUUCUGCUGAUUGCCAGGUUAGGCUCAGCCUGCUGGCGGAAAAUGGUUCAGUCGAAACAAAGCGAUUGUCCAAGCACCAAGGCCGUGUCCACAAGCUUGCUGUCGAACCCGGCAGCCCUCACGUGUUCUACAGCUGCGGCGAAGAUGGUUUUAUCCAACACUAUGAUCUUCGUAGCAAUUCUGCGACCAAGCUUUUCUACUGCUCGUCAAAUUCUGGACAGAGGUGGCCUACAAGUAGUGUCGGACUAAACUCCAUUGCAAUCGACCCGAGAAAUCCUAAUCUCUUUGCUGCAGGCGGCGCCGAUAGGUUUGCUCGCGUUUACGACAUAAGGAAUUACCAAAUCAACGCGUCCUCUAAAUCAGGAAACCUGGUGGAAUCUUUUUGCCCUCGCCAAAUCUCCGGGACACCCGACACCGAAAAGCACAUUACAGCGUUAACUUACUCCAACAGCAGCGAGCUUCUUGUCUCGUACAACGAAGAGCUCAUAUAUUUGUUUCCAAGGAAAUCUCGACGUGGAUCUAAUCUCGAAUCUUCGCCGACCAACGACACGGACUCGGACGUGUCGGAGACCGAUCCGCAAGUUUAUUCGGGUCACCGAAACGCGCGAACCGUCAAGGGGGUUAGUUUCUUCGGCCCGAAUGACGAAUACGUCCUGAGUGGCUCCGACUGCGGGCAUAUUUUCAUCUGGAAGAAAAACAGCGGCGAACUCGUCCGUAUGAUGGUCGGCGACAGGCAUAUCGUCAAUCAGAUCGAGUCGCAUCCGACGAUCCCGAUCCUCGCCUCUUGCGGGAUCGAGAAAACGAUAAAGCUCUGGAGCCCAAGUUCGGAUACCGUCAAUCCUCUGCCGGAAAAUGUCGAGGAGAUUAUGGAAGAUAAUAAGCUCAAUAUGGAUGACCAUUCGAGACUGCCGCUAACUCCUGAUGUGAUAAUGCAUGUCUUGCAGCUGCACAGGCGGCAAGCGCGGGUGUACAUCGAAAGAAGGCACGGCAAUGAGAGCGACGAGGACGGCGACGAUGACGAUGACGGCGGGGAGGCUUAUUUGCUGGGUUUCUCUGAUGGCGAUCCUUUGGAUGAGGGAGGGAACUCCAGAGAUUGCACCAUUAGCUAGAGGUGGCGGCGCCGCCUCCGCUGCCGCCGCCGAUUCGUCGAUAUUUUGGUACUCGUAAAGCGACGCACAUACAAGAAAAUACACAAAAUUGAGGCCUCCUAGUACACAACAAAGCCAAUACACAUAAUCCAA